Molecule: messenger RNA, 579 nt
Organism: Pararge aegeria (speckled wood butterfly)
Lineage: Eukaryota; Metazoa; Arthropoda; Insecta; Lepidoptera; Nymphalidae
Exons: 5
Coding region: 49-579 (176 amino acids)
Source: RefSeq, a predicted model, not a curated record
GAGCAUUUUGUGACGAGCUCAUCACAAUGCUCGGGAACAGUAGUCAAUAUGUACGUGAAAGUGCCCGAUGUUAACCACUGCUGUUUCUGUUUACCGCUGCGGCCUGGCAUUAUUUUAUUUGCCUAUAUAAAUAUUUUAUUCUCGAUACUGGCGGUGACAUGUCUCAUUAUCACCACGGAGCUGCAGCGGGCUACGAUAACCCGCGAUGCGUCAUCGGUCGAGGCGAUUACAUCCACAAUCUUGUUCAGCAUCCUAGGGAUGGGGAUUAUACUUAACAUCUUGCUGCUUGUUGCUGGAUACCAGAAAGACAUUUCAAUGCUGCGCUUAUACAAUUAUUAUGCAGUUGCGACAGCUCUUGCAGCGUUGAUACCAUCUGCCUUUCUGCUCUCGAGGGAAAUGUUCAUCGAAGUUACCAUAGCUUUGGCUGCGAUAGCAAUGCAAUGCUACGUCAUUGUGCUCGUGCGAAGCGAGGUGGUGAAGUUGGAAGAAAAGCAGUUGGUGACAUUGGAGGAAAUACAGGCGAACUUACUGGAACAAGUUGAUGUGUCGGAUCGCGUCACUUUAGUUUCAGAAAUCUAG